This is a messenger RNA of Solanum tuberosum (potato), 1981 nucleotides long. Its product is annotated as CDT1-like protein a, chloroplastic. Gene Ontology annotation, biological process: DNA replication preinitiation complex assembly; regulation of DNA-templated DNA replication initiation; DNA replication checkpoint signaling. The transcript is spliced from 7 exons. The record is from RefSeq and is a predicted model, not a curated record. Bases 149 to 1855 code for a protein of 568 amino acids. NCBI's taxonomy places the organism in Eukaryota, Viridiplantae, Streptophyta, Magnoliopsida, Solanales, Solanaceae. Gene Ontology annotation, molecular function: DNA polymerase binding; DNA binding. Gene Ontology annotation, cellular component: nucleus.
CCCAAUGGGCCUUUUGUCUUAGCAACAAUAGCGCUAAGAUGGCGCCAAAUCUGACGUGGCCUAAGAGACACGUCAUCAUAAUUCCCGCGCGAAAACCUAACUAUAUAUUCUCUUCAUUCAUUUCGUUUUCAAUUUCUGCCUCUCAUUAAUGGAGUUCACCGGAUCUUCACCGUCCGAUCGGAAAUCAUUGCCGGCAAUUCCAAUUCCCGGUGAAAAAUCUGCCGGAGUUGUAGCAACUCCGGUGAUGGAUCAAUGGAGCACCAAAACACCGGAGAAACCGAUCCCAAAUCGCAUGGCGCGGUCACUACUCUCCUUAAAAGACGUCAGAGAAGCAGCUCAGAAGCUCCGGAAACCCGAUCCGAUUCAACGCGAGGUUUCUGACCCGUUAAUAAGCUACGGUGAAGUGAAAUCUCCUUUGGUAGCUGAAUCGCCGGUUUCUGAACGGAAGAAACAUGUAAAUUCGGUAAAGCUGCCGGAAAAGUAUGAAUUGUUGGAAAAGUACUUCAAUAGCAUGGAUAGUUCAAUUCGGCUGCUGCAUUUGAAGGGAUCUGCAACAACUUUCACUAAUAUUAGUGCGAAAGUAGAGAGUUUGAUCGAUAAGAGGUUUACUUGCAGCCAUUUAGCUCAGCUGAAGUUUAUUUUACCUGAAGCCAUUGAGAUAAAGAAGAUCCUCAAGCACGAUGAGCGCAGUUGUUGCAUGAAGCCGGAUCUUUAUAUCACUUUAAAUGCAAAUGCAGUUGAUAAUAGUGAGAAGUGGAAAUCUAACAGUAGCAGUGUUCUAUUGAGGAAAAUAUUCCGCGCUCGUCUCUUGAAUUUCUUCAGGUCACACCCUGAGGGUGAUGACAUUCCUGAGGGAAUGCUGCCAGGCCCAUUCACUCAGUCUAAGCAAGAAGCGACUAACUCAUCUAGACCUUCUAGCUCAUCCUUAACCAGUGAGACACCUAAUGGUGUGUUUCCUCUGCAGUCAAUAGCUGCAUCACACCUGUCUGUAUCUUUCAAGAGGUGCUUUUCAAAUCGAGCAUCUAUUACUGGAGGAACGGAUGUCAAGGAAAGAGAUAGAGUUGGGCUUGUCCCUGUUUCUCCAGCUUCAAUACCCCUUAAUGUCGCAAGUUCCACUAAGAAGAAAACAGUAGCAUUUUCUGAUGCUCCUAAGUUAUCUCUAAAACAAACUAGUAGCAUGAAAUGCUCAGCUGGAGGGAUUGUUUUGGCUAGUUCACCAUGUCAUCCACCUGCUCUUCCUAUGAUUGAAGCCAAAAAAGGAGAAGAUGCUUCUAUGUCUGCUCCAGCAACCCCUAUGCUCGAACCUCCUAAUAGAUGUUACAUGAGCCCAGAUGAUCCAGCUGAACCACCAAUAAAACUAGCUAGACGCCCGUCAACUAGAAGGUCAUUGCUCUUUGGUACUCCUGUGAAGAGUGCAAAUACUGCUGAUAAAGUCUGCGAGAAUGGAAGGUUUUCAACUGAUGAUGAUAUUCUUGACAUUCUUCCUGAGAAUCUUCUGCAAUCGAUAGGAGAAAAGGAGAGUGAAGCACUAGAGGAGCAAAAUCCAGCCAUAUCCCAGGCAAAAAGGCGCAAACAGAUGAUUGCUUGUUUGCCUCACCUCUUUGACAUGAUCUAUUUCCUGUUUCAAUCUAUUAAACGUUCUGUCAUGACGAAAGAGGAGCUCAUGCACAGAGUAAUUUCAAGCCAUUUAGAGAUAACGGAUAAAAGUGAAGUUGAACAGCAACUCCUAUUACUGCAAGAAUUGGCUCCCGAAUGGAUUUAUGAGAAACCAGCAUCUAAUGGAACUCUUCUCUUACUUGUUAACAAGAUAUCAAAUCCUGACACAAUUCGUUCAAGACUAGCAGAAGCCAAUUGAGAGAAACAAGAAACUAGUGAUUUGUACUUUAUUUUACCAAAUAUUAGUGUAAGGAAUAACAAUUUAGUAAAAGUUGUAAAUAAUAGUGUUUUGUUUAAUUAAUACAGUACCACUUAUGUUGCAUCA